GAAGCCCGUCGCAGAAAGGGAAGCCCACCUCACACUCGAUUUUCUCCCGGCCUCUCCCUCUCCCUCUCCCACUCUGCCCUGCAAAAGCUCAGCUCGAAUUUCUCUCGGUCUCUCCAUCGCACCCCAGCUGCAGCUCGUCGAUCUUGCGGACGAGAGCGUCUUCGGACCAGGAUUCCCCGUCGGCUUUCUUCUUCACGGUCUCCGCAGUUUCAAACUCUGAAUGAAAGCACGUCCACAUCAUCAUCAUCUAUGUCGUUGAUUAGGCGCCUAACUCCAUCCUUUGCUGGUCACACUCAAGAGAACCAUAGGCUUUUGAGCCCUUCUUCUUCUUCAGUGUUUCAUGGAGCCUUUUCUACUGCAUCGCAGUCUCUAGAUGAUGCACACACAAAGGAUGGUAACAUGCGGGUGAAGCCACCAUCGAAGAAUCUCCCUCAAAUUGUAAAACCCACCCACAGACCUCUUCAACCAUCUUCUUCACCACCUCCCUCUCUUCUCUCAGACCUCAAGCUGCCCUCUCUAUCUCCAUUACCAACCCUGACUCUCUCUAUAACCAAUCAUGAUAAUCUGAUGAACUUUCUUAAGUCCAAACUCUUUCCUCUCACACCCAGGAGUCUCCUCCACUUCCUCAAGUGCAAACUCCACCCCAACCCUCAUUUGACCCUCUAUGACUUUUAUAUAUUCAGUUGGGCCUCCAUGAUUGACUCCUAUCGCCAUGACCACUCAACAUUUGAGUGGAUGGCUUGCACUCUCGCUAUUUCAAGCCGUUUCGCGCAACUCAAUUCACUUCUCCAGUUCAUGGCCUCAAACCCUUGCCCUUGCUCUGAUGGAAUUUUCUCAUGCCCCAGGACAGAGCCAAUCUUUCAAUUCUCAAUAGAAGCUUAUUGCAGAGCUCAGAAACUAGAGGAAGCAGUGAUUGCUUUUGAGAGUAUGGAGAAGAUGAUUGAUGGCAGGCCGAGUGCGGUGAGUUAUAAUGCUUUGAUUCAUGGAUUUGUGAAAUGGGGUGACCAUGCCAGGGCUUUGGCCAUCUAUGAUCAAAUGAUAAGGAACAGAGUCAAGCCUAAUGUGAUAACCUUUAAUAUCUUGAUUAGUAGUUAUUGUAGAAGUUCACAGUUUGGAUUGGCUUUGGAGGUGUUUAAGGAGAUGAAGGAGAAGGGUUGCAGCCCAGAUGUGGUCAGUUUCAAUACUUUGAUCAGGGGGUUUUUUCGGGAGAGGAAGUUUGAGGAUGCGAUCGCAAUGGCUUAUGAGAUGAUCGAACUGGGGUGCCAGUUGUCGAGUGUGACUUGUGAGAUUUUGGUCGAUGGCCUAUGUAGGGAAGGUAAAGUGGCUGAGGCAUGUGAAUUGCUGAUUGGUUUUUCAAGUAAAAGAGUGUUGCCUGAGGAGUAUGAUUAUUUUGGCCUUGUGGAAGCUUUGUGCAGUUCAGGCAAUUCUCAUAGAGCACUUGAUGUUGUUACUGAUCUGUGGAAGACGGGGAAUAUUCCAAGCUUGAUUGCUUGUACUACUUUGGUGGAAGGAUUGAGGAAGCAGAAGAAAAGGGAAGAAGCACUUGCUUUGAUGGAAAAUAUGCUUAAAGAAGGUAUUGUACCAGACAUUGUGACGUUUAAUUGUUUGCUUGAGGAUCUUUCUGAUAUAGGGAAGACUGUGGAAGCAAACAAAUUGAGGUUGUUGGCGCAAAGCAAGGGUUUGGAACCAGAUGGCAUGAUGUACAGGGUUCUGGUAUCUGGUUUUACAAGAGAAAGAAAGAGAAAGGAGGGCGAGAUUCUGGUAGAUGAGAUGUUAGACAAGGACUUUAUACCUGAUCUUGCAACGUACAAUAGAUUGAUUGAUGGACUUUCAAACUCAAAAAUUACUUCUAGGAAGAAAGGUUGAAGAUGGGUUAGGAUCUUAUUCUUUUCACCUUGGUUUCUGGAAUGCUGGCAUCUGUUUGCAAACCCCCUCAUGCUCUGUGCUUGGUUUGCCAAUCAGUUUUAUCACUUUGGGACAAAGCGGGUUUAGGCUACGUUUCAGAUGGUUGAGGACAAUGUACAGCCUGGGAGCGAGCAGAACAGAUAAUGGUACGUGCACAAAACAACAAGUGGAAAGGAAUGGAAACUUCGCAUUGAGUUGUACGAAUUGUAAAGCCAGGAGAGCAGAUUGUGAUGCUCAGCAAGAGAUGAUGCGGAUGAGAAGUGCCCAGACGACAUCUAGGAGGUAUGAAUCAUGGUAACAGUGAUAAGUAUUAAUCCUAAGAUAUGAGAGAGUUGGAAAGUUUGAGUGACUGAGAAUAGUUUAUUUGGAUUAUGUUUAUAUAUAGACAUAAAAGCUGCAGAAGAUCAACAUUGAAUUUUCUGGCAGAUCUCAAACUGACACCAAGUAAUCUAAUGAGGAAAAGCUUAGGGUAGAAAAUUCAUGCAAAUUCUGAAUUGGGCUCUGCUAUAUAUAUGAUAUAACUUGUGUGAGAUAGACCCUGGCAAAGAGAUUUCUUAGGAUUGAAAGUAAUGCAGAAAAGAGAAGGCAAGAGCCAAAGCUGUUAAAACAAAGUAUAAAAUCAUAAACUAUCAGGUUGGCAAAGCUGUCAAGUACUCGAUGUUGAUAGAACAAAUUAGGCACUUUACAUUUGGUUUGGUGGUGAACUGCCCUAAUAAUGCCCUUUUUCUGUGCUCCUCAUCGAUGAAUCGGUUGAUGAGAAAAAUAAUCCCCUAACUUCAUAAAUUCGGUAAGACAAAAACUCCAUGUGUGGCUCGAAUAUAAGAUUGUUUGAACUUGAUGAUAUAAUCGGUAUGCCUUAUCCAUGUAUACAUAUCUUUCUUUGUUCAGUGGGUGCAAGUGCUGCCAUUAAACUUUAGUUUUACAUUUUAUUAAAUGUAACACCAUAAAAAAGUUUUAUCUCACUAAAAAGCUCUGGACCCUCUAGAUUACCAAAUUAAGACGACUCGUUUCAACUUUUUAACUGAGGAUAGAUUCAAAUCACGGCACUUGUUUAGGAUUUUUCUUUAUGAGACGAAAAUUAGUAUUUUGGAUUUUUGUUAGGCUAAAAUUUUGGAGUAAACGUAUCAUGAGAGC
Eucalyptus grandis is the source of this 3039-nucleotide messenger RNA. RefSeq names its product pentatricopeptide repeat-containing protein At2g36240. Gene Ontology annotation, molecular function: protein binding. Lineage: Eukaryota; Viridiplantae; Streptophyta; Magnoliopsida; Myrtales; Myrtaceae. The record is from RefSeq and is a predicted model, not a curated record.